CAUUGCUUCAAAGAACCAAACUGCGGACAUCUUUACAAAAGCAUUACCUGGUCCGAGAUUCAUGAACCUCAUCACCAAGUUGGGUCUUGUCAAUAUUUUGCCAAGCUCCACUUGACGAGGCGUGUAAAAUUACAAAACUCUGUUUCAACUUACAGCAACAAGUUCCAGCUGAAGCUCAGUGAAGAAGAAGGAAGAACAGUGCCUUUUGAUUGAUUGAGAGAAAACGUUACGUUUUCUCAAUGCUAGCAACGUCUUUAUUAGUUAGCUUAUAAGGCAGUCUUCUUGCGUCUUUGUAAAAGCAUUUUAGCACUUUUAUUAGUUACUAGCAACUAGUCACGUAAGUUAGUUAUUUCAGCCUUCAUCUUAUUCGCUGUAACAAGAGAGAAAUCAAGAAAACUUCACUCUGUAGUUCUUCUCUGCAAUUCUUGAAUACGUUUUGAUAUUUCCAAUUGAGAGCUCAAUGAAAUAUCUUGCACCUUCCCUUGCCAUUUUUACAGUAUUUAGCAUCAUAGUACCCGGAACAGUUGAUUAUUUAAGAAUAGGAGAGGGCCCUAACAGACUAAGUGUCAGGUUUUAGUUUUAUUAUCAUGAAGAGAGUAUCAGGUGAUCCUGACAAGUCUUACGUGAGAAGAGCCUUUAGGACUAUGUUGACUUUGAUUUUAAAUAUAACAAAAUAUUAGAUAAGAUUUGUAAGUUAGAUACACCGCCUUCUUGCAGCUAUAAAUUCUGAAGAAGAAAAUGUAACUGUUUCAGAAAAAAGAGCAAAUUAUGGAUCUACUACUUUCCCUUGUUCUCCUACUCUGUUCUGCAGCAUGCAUUUGGUUUCUCCGGGUGGUCCUGAAACCCAAUCCAGGGCCCCGGAAAUCAGCCAAUCUCCCUCCAGGGCCAAAACCUCUUCCCAUAAUCGGCAACAUUCUUGAGCUUGGUGAGAAACCCCACCAAUCUCUCGCCAAACUCUCCAAAACCUACGGGCCCCUGAUGCGUCUCAAGCUGGGAACCAUGACAACAGUUGUUGUAUCCUCCCCGGAAAUCUCCAGGAUCGUGCUGCAACAAUAUGACCAAGUUUUCUCCAGCCGAACACACGCAGAUGCCAUCCGAGCACUUGACCACCACAAACAUUCCGUCGCCUGGAUACCGGCGGACAAUCAGUGGCGGAAAAUCCGUAAACUGUGCAAAGAGAAGAUGUUUUCGGGCCAAAAGCUUGAUGCGAACCAGGGCCUGAGGAGGGAGAAGUUGCGUAAUUUGCAAGACUAUGUGAAUGAAUGCUGCGUUAGUGGCCAGGUCGUGGAUAUUGGUGUAGCUGCCUUUACGACGACCCUUAAUCUGAUAUCGGCCACUCUUUUCUCGGUGGAUUUUGCUGAUUUUGGUUCUGGUUCGUCUCAAGAGCUUAAGGAUGUUAUGAGCGGGAUAGCGUCUAUCAUCGGCCGACCAAAUUUUGCUGAUUGUUUCCCUCUUCUUCGGCUGGUUGAUCCACAGGGCAUCUUCCGCCAGACCACGUUACAUUUCAACAAGUGUUUUAAGAUCUUUGAUGAAAUUAUCCGUCAAAGGCUACAGACCAAUGAUUCGGGGACGAAAAGUGACAUGCUGAAAGAGCUUCUUGAAAUCAACCAGAAAGAUGAGUCUGAAUUGAGCUUUGACGAGAUCAAGCAUUUACUCCUGGAUCUACUUGUCGCAGGAACGGACACAACUUCAGUUACAGUGGAAUGGGCAAUGACGGAGCUAGUGCGCCACCCUGAGAAAAUGUCGAAAGCCAGAAAUGAGUUAAGAAAUGUGGUGGGACUGAAUAAAGAAAUUCAAGAAUCAGACAUCUCAAGACUCCCUUACCUACGAGCAGUGGUGAAAGAAAGUUUCAGGCUUCACCCUGCAACUCCUUUAUCGGUACCUCACAAGGCCGACGAGGAAGCAGAAAUCAAUGGCUAUAUAGUCCCUAAAGGAGCACAAGUUCUCAUGAACGUGUGGGCCAUCGGCAGAGAUUCAAGCAUAUGGAGGAACCCUGAUGUAUUCAUGCCCGAGAGGUUCUUGGAGACAGAAAUUGAUGUCCGUGGCCAACACUUCGAGCUGCUUCCUUUUGGCGGGGGGAGGAGGAUUUGCGUGGGGCUGCCGUUAGCCUAUCGUAUGAUCCAUCUCGUGCUUGCCACUUUCAUAAGCGACUAUGAUUGGAAACUUGAAGGAGGGCUGAAAACUGAAGAAAUGGACAUGAGUGAAAAGUUCGGCCUCACCCUGCAAAAAGCCAUUCCUCUCAAGGCACUUCCAGUUAAAAUUUAGCUAUCAUUAUUUUCCCUUUUCGUUUGAGACUAUGCUUUCACAAAUAUUUGUAUAGAUAUGCAUGCAUCAUCAAAGGGAUUAAGACCUCAUUAAUCAAUACAAUUGGGGGCAUGUUAGAUCCCUUGUCUGAA
Messenger RNA from Sesamum indicum (sesame), 2396 nucleotides. Its product is annotated as cytochrome P450 76T24. NCBI's taxonomy places the organism in Eukaryota, Viridiplantae, Streptophyta, Magnoliopsida, Lamiales, Pedaliaceae. Gene Ontology annotation, molecular function: monooxygenase activity; heme binding; oxidoreductase activity, acting on paired donors, with incorporation or reduction of molecular oxygen. The record is from RefSeq and is a predicted model, not a curated record.